AUGGUCUAUCUUCUUGAGAGAGGUGCGUGGAUCCUUUGGGCUCUAUGGAUAGGCAGAAAUGCCAUGAUAUUCAGGGAGGAGCAUAGCGACCCUCGGGGCGUACUUGCGGUAGCGGACAACCUGUUUAAUGACUGUCUACGUGCUUUGCAACCUGAAAGCUCCAGUUUGCGAGCAACACCUGCUCCAGUCCAAUGGCAACAUCCCCCUGCUAACGUUAUUAAGAUCAACUUCGACGGUGCUUUUCACAAGGUAUCAGGGAGUGGUGUUGGAGCCUGCGUAGCAAGGAGCCAUGAUGGGAAACCUUUAGCCUCAGCAGCUCGCAGACAUGAUAAUGUCAACACCCCGGUAAUAGUUGAGGCUUUAGCAUUACGAGAGGCCAUUCAACUAGCUGGUAGACUGAGGUUUAAAGAGGUCAUUUUUGAAGGGGAUGCUAAGGGCAUCAUUGAAGCCAUGAGAAGUGGGGCGAGGACUGACUUGGCUUGUGACGUUAUUUUGCAUGAUUGUCGUAUUUUAUGUCAAAGUUUUGCCUUAGUUUCCUUUAGCUUUGUUAGACGUUCCGGUAAUUGGGUGGCUCAUUCUUUAGCCAAAAAAGCCCUCAGAGAUGUUUCUUUCCGUUGUAACAAUCUAGCACAAUUGAUGUGGCUAGAAUCGAGACUCUUGUAG
Mercurialis annua (annual mercury) is the source of this 663-nucleotide messenger RNA. RefSeq lists its product as uncharacterized. Gene Ontology annotation, molecular function: RNA-DNA hybrid ribonuclease activity; nucleic acid binding. Lineage: Eukaryota; Viridiplantae; Streptophyta; Magnoliopsida; Malpighiales; Euphorbiaceae. The transcript has a single exon. The record is from RefSeq and is a predicted model, not a curated record. Bases 1 to 663 code for a protein of 220 amino acids.